AUGAAAAUAUUAUUCCGAGGAGGACUUGAAGACAAUGUAAACUCAGAAACGCUUCUGCUGGAUCUGAACGACGUGAAGCCUGACCAGGAAAGCCUCAGCGAAUCCGUGCGGGCAAAGGACCUUGUUUUGUACGUCGAGAGAAACCACAUAAAAGAAGGAUACAAGCACUUUGCAUCAAAUGGGGAGCUGGAAGGGGGCGUGCUGUGCAUAAUAAACGAGGUUGACUGGGACAUUCUUGAGGCAGAAAAUACAUUGCUAAAAAACACGGACACUGUGCACUUUAUAACAACACUUCACGGCGGAUAA
Molecule: messenger RNA, 306 nt
Organism: Nematocida major
Lineage: Eukaryota; Fungi; Microsporidia
Product: ubiquitin related modifier 1
Exons: 1
Coding region: 1-306 (101 amino acids)
Biological process (GO): tRNA thio-modification; protein urmylation
Cellular component (GO): cytoplasm; nucleus
Molecular function (GO): protein tag activity
Source: RefSeq, a predicted model, not a curated record